GUCAAGCACACCAUACCGACGCUCUUCGCGCCUAUUUGUACCCAGUAUCGUAGUUGCGCAACCUCCCGACGAAUUCAAGAUGGGUAUCAUGCUCAGGCCGCCUCCGGGCACUCCUGGCUCUGCCUUGCCUGCCAUUUUUAUCGGUCUCUUCGUCGCCUUCGGUGGUGUUCUCUUCGGAUAUGAUACUGGCACGAUUGGUGGCAUCCUGGGCAUGAACUACUGGAGGAAGGAGUUCUCAACCGGCUAUAUCAACACCAAAGACCACCUACCGGAUGUCACUUCCAGCCAAUCAUCUGAGAUUGUAUCUAUUCUUUCCGCCGGAACUUUCUUUGGUGCCUUGACUGCUGCUCCCGUUGCCGAUUUCAUUGGUAGACGAUUGGGAUUGAUUGCAUGCGUAAUGGUCUUCUGCUUAGGCGUCAUUCUGCAAACCGCUGCUACGCAGAUUCCCAUGUUCGUCGCUGGCCGUUUCUUUGCGGGUUAUGGUGUCGGAAUGAUCUCAGCCACAAUCCCUCUUUACCAGUCUGAAACUUCUCCCAAGUGGAUUCGUGGUGCUGUCGUCGGUUGCUACCAGCUGGCUAUAACCAUUGGUCUCCUUCUCGCCGCCAUCGUCGACAAUGCCGCAAAGAAUCGCAAUGAUACCGGCUCCUACCGCAUUCCAAUUGCUGUUCAAUUUGCAUGGGCCAUCAUUUUGAUCACGGGAUGCAUAUUUCUUCCUGAAACUCCACGUUACCUAAUUAAGACGGGCAAGCCGGAGAAGGCCGCUAGAUCGCUCUCCAAGCUUCGAAGACUCGACGUCGAACACCCUGCUCUCUUGGAAGAGUUGGCUGAGAUCACUGCCAACCACGAAUACGAGCUGUCUCUUGGCAAGGCCACUUACUUCGACUGCUUCAAGGGCAACCUAGGAUUCCGUCUCGCUACUGGCUGCCUCCUCCAAGCCCUUCAGCAGCUGACUGGUGUGAAUUUCAUCUUCUACUAUGGUACCUCCUUCUUCAAGAACUCCGGCAUCUCCAACCCGUUCGUCGUGAGCUUGAUCACUUCUUGUGUCAAUGUCGGAUCGACUUUCCCGGGUUUGUACAUGGUUGAGAAAUGGGGUCGUCGCCCCCUACUCCUCUUUGGCGCCAUCGGUAUGGCCGUUUGCCAAUUCAUCGUCGCUAUUACCGGAACUGUAGCUGGUGUCCAGAAUCUUGCCGCUCAGAAAGCUUUGAUCGCUUUCGUGUGUAUCUACAUUUUCUUCUUCGCCUGCUCUUGGGGACCCGUUGCGUGGGUCGUCACCGGUGAGAUCUUCCCGCUCAAAGUCCGUGCAAAGUCGCUUUCUAUGACCACCGCGUCCAAUUGGCUUCUGAACUGGGCUAUUGCAUAUGCAACACCCUAUCUCGUAAACAACGACCCCGGCGACGCCAACCUCGGCUCCAAAGUCUUCUUCAUCUGGGGCGGCUGCUGCUUCAUCUGCAUCUUCUUCGUGUGGGGCAUGAUCUACGAGACCAAGGGUCUCUCCCUCGAGCAAGUCGACGAGUUGUACGCCAAGGUGCCGCAUGCGUGGCAGUCGUCCGGCUUCGUGCCCAGUGUUAGCUUCCAGGAUGUCGCGGAUGUGCAGCACCAGCAGGGCGCGCAGAGGAAGAUGAGCUUGACGGAUUAUGAGCUGGAGGCACAGAGGAAGAGGAGCGUGACCUAUAAUGAGGGAAAUGAGAAGGAGUAUUAGUCGACGUAUGAGAGGAUAGGGAGAGUAUGACAGAGAGGGAUGGGCGUGUCUUGGGGUAGACAGUAGUUGAAUGAGUUGGCGGGUAAGGUGUUUUGGCUAGAGAAUACGAGUAACGAAUGUAUGGAAGCAAGCAAACUUCAUUUCAUCUUUCUUAUGCAUUUAGAUUCAGGCCUGGAUGCUUGUGACGACGUCGUAAUUUGAUUUAAGGAUUCUAAGAACUGUGAAGCACUUCGGCACUAGAGAUAUCUGAAGACGCCUCAGC
Molecule: messenger RNA, 1961 nt
Organism: Mytilinidion resinicola
Lineage: Eukaryota; Fungi; Ascomycota; Dothideomycetes; Mytilinidiales; Mytilinidiaceae
Product: general substrate transporter
Exons: 5
Coding region: 80-1699 (539 amino acids)
Biological process (GO): carbohydrate transport; transmembrane transport
Cellular component (GO): membrane
Molecular function (GO): carbohydrate:proton symporter activity
Source: RefSeq, a predicted model, not a curated record